AUGGACUCGUCGACGAGGCAGGGGCUCACAAACACCUCGUACGAUCACCGCAAGCGUGCCGCACUCGCCCUCGAGCCAGUGUUGCGCGAAUUGGCCACGAACAGGACGCAGGAGAAUGAGCAGAAGCUAAGGCUGUACAUCGUCCAGCUCGUCGAGCUGGCGGGGACGAGGCUGCAGUCGAGCACUGCGACGACGACGAACAGGAGCGGCGGGAUCAUGGGUCUGGCUUCCCUAGCUAUCGCCCUCGGACCACGUCUUGCCGACUUUCUCGGCGCCAUCAUCCGCCCCGUUCUCGCCUGCUUCGAAGACCACGACUCGAAGCUGCGAUACUAUGCCUGCGAGAGUUUGUACAACAUUGCGAAAGUUGCGCACGGCGAGAUCCUCGUCUACUUCAACGAGCUCUUCGAUGCUCUCGCCAAGCUCGUUUCGGAUGUCGACCCCUCCGUCAAGAACGGCGCCGAGCUGCUCGACCGUCUUCUCAAAGACAUCGUCACCGAGCAAGCGUCAACCUACGUCUCGCUCGCCAACUACUCCGAAGAAGAGGACGAGGACUACAGCCUGAUGAGUGCGCGCGAGAUCCGCGAAAAAGUCCGGCAACGCGACGGCUCGCCUUCUCGAUCCGCCCCCUCCGCCCCAUCCGCCAUCAAGCCUCCUUCACGGGCCUUCUCCCUCUCACGCUUCAUUCCCCUCCUCCAAGAACGUUUCGCCGUCCUCGACCCCUUCACACGCACCUUCCUCAUCUCAUGGCUGAUCGUGCUCGACUCGGUCCCCGAACUCGAGUUGAUCUCGUACCUCCCCGAGUUCCUGGGCGGGUUGUUGGCGUACCUUGGAGACCCGACGCCUGAAGUGAGGAACGGCGCUGAGGGACUGUUGAGGGAUAUGUUGUGCGAGACGAGGGAGGUUAGGGAGAUUGAGGUUGAUAGGUUGUUGGCGAAGCGGGAGAAAUGGGCGAAGGAAGUGGACAGGAAGCGACGGCGACCGAGCGAGGCAAAGACGGUGACGGUGACGGACACGGACAACGGAGGAGACGAUGCGGGAGCGGAACAAGGAGGGAAGGGCACGCCGACGCCUCGCUCGGGCGGUCAGAAGGUUGAAUCGGGUCGAGCGGACGACUAUGCGCUUGCUGAUAGCGAUGAAGAGUACGAGGAGGAGGUCGAUGGAUCGCAGGAGUGGAUCCCGGGCCAAGGCGUCAAGAUCGACUAUCCCGCCGUUGUCGAGAUCCUCGCCGAGACCGUCAGCUUUCCAGACGAACAGAUCCAGCGGACCUGCCUCGACUGGCUCUCGCAGUUCCUCCAGUUCGUCCCAGGCGUUGUCGUCCCCUUCGUCCCGCGCCUCAUUCCCGUCAUCCUCUCGGCACUCGCACAUCACGUCCCCGAGAUCGAGCACGUCGCGCAAAACACGAACGACCUGCUGUACACGGUCGUGUGGUCUCUCCCUGUCGACUCGCCUCUUCCGCCGGGCGCGUCUCUCUCGCCGUCGGCUACCCAGCCAAAUCUCGCCCAGCCUUCCACGCAUGUGCCAGACCGCGCAUCUGCAGCGUCUCCUCCACCCUCCUCCUUCCCCUUUCCCACAGCUUCGGCAGCAACGCCUCGCCCAGGUCACGACCGGCACAAGCCCGGCAGCGAUGCCGCAAGCCACCUGCAUCACCACGCCUCGGCUACCGCUCUCACCUCAAUCACCUCCGCCACCUCGACCCUCACCGUCUCUCCACCGUCCGAAGACUCCAACCUCGCUCCUCCGCCGGACCUCAUCGACCCGUACGAGCCGGACGGCCGCCAAUUCCAGUACGGCUUGACGGUCAACGAGUUGACGUUGCAGUUUCUGAGCGAUAGCGAGGAGACGAGGGUUGCGGCGCUUGAGUGGCUGUUGAUGCUGCAUCAGAAGGCGCCGAGGAAGACCCUCGUUGGCGACGACCCGUCCAUCCAAGCUCGCCGCGAUCGACCUUCUGCCCAGCAAGGCGGCGGCCGGCAGCGAGACCUUUCCGCCUCGUCGACCUCUUCCGGCCUCUCUCUCGCCGUCCUCCUCAAGCUCCUCUCCGACCCAUCCGACCGCGUCCUCCGUUCCGACCUGGUACUCCUCGCCCAGAUCAGCUCGAUUGGCGAUGGAGACGGAGGAGACGACUACUUCGCCGGCUUGAUGACGAGCCUUCUUGAGUUGUUCAGCACAGACAGGAAGCUGCUCGAGACGAGGGGGAGCCUCAUCAUCCGCCAACUCUGCGGCAGCUUGAACGCCGAGAGGAUCUACCGGAUUUGUGCCGAGAUCCUCGAGAAGGACGAGGACCUCGAAUUCGCGAGCAUCAUGGUCCAGAAUCUCAACCUCAUCAUGAUCACCUCGCCGGAACUGAGCGAGUUCCGCAAGCGCCUGCGAACGCUCGACUCGAAGGAUGGUCAGAACCUCUUCGUCACCCUCUAUCGCUCAUGGUCGCACAACGCCGUCGCGACUUUCACACUCUGCUUACUCGCUCAGGCAUACGAGCAAGCCAGCGCUCUGUUGCAGAUCUUCGCCGAACUCGAGAUGACCGUUCCGAUGCUCAUCCAAAUCGACAAGCUCGUUCAGCUCAUCGAGUCGCCCGUCUUCACCUCUCUUCGACUCCAGCUUCUCGAGCCAGAGCGGUACCCGUACCUCCUCAAGGCGAUGUACGGUCUUCUCAUGCUGCUGCCGCAGUCAAGCGCUUUUGCGACGCUGCGCAACCGGCUGAGCGCCGUGAGCUCUCUCGGAUUCCUGCAGACCGUUCCUCGAGCGUCGGUCAUCUCGCCCUCCGCCAUUCGCACCAGCGGCGGUCUACCGUCAUCAGCAUCCGCGGGCACCGGUCCCGUCUCGUCCCUCGCUCGCGGCGCACGUACCGAUAUUGCGACGCCAGACCCUCCUUCGAUCCGAUGGAACGAGCUCCUCGCGCACUUCCGGCAAGUCCAGAAGCGCAGAGCGGCAGCCCUGUCGUCGACAUCGGGCGGUUCGACCGCAGCGGGACCAGCGCCGGCAGGACGCGGGCCGACACUUGCCAGUCCGCACUCCGCCAGUGCUGGCUACGGAACCGUUCGAGGCGGCUUUGAUGGCUACGAAGCCUCGGACACGACCUCUAUGCGCGGAGUGAGCGGAGGGUACGGCGGAAGCAGCACAGUGGGAGGGUCGCGUUUCGUUGGUACGGCCACCAAGCGAGGUACGGCGCCGACCUCGUCGCACCACCCGUUCCAAGCCAGUAGCAGGUCAGGCGACACGGCCAGCAUGGCGUCGAGUACGCUGAGCGGCGGACGAAGAGGAGGACCGAUCGUUGCCGCCGCUUCGGCGGUGCAGCGAGCUCUCAGUCCGACGAUGCAGGGUACGAAGAGCAGAAUUGGGAGUGCGUCGAAUGGCCGCGGAGCAGCGGCUGGCCCGAGGCGGAGUUGA
Rhodotorula toruloides NP11 is the source of this 3384-nucleotide messenger RNA. RefSeq names its product vacuole-associated enzyme activator complex component Vac14. Gene Ontology annotation, cellular component: fungal-type vacuole membrane; endosome membrane; PAS complex. The record is from RefSeq and is a predicted model, not a curated record. Lineage: Eukaryota; Fungi; Basidiomycota; Microbotryomycetes; Sporidiobolales; Sporidiobolaceae. The transcript has 12 exons. Gene Ontology annotation, biological process: positive regulation of kinase activity; phosphatidylinositol biosynthetic process. Bases 1 to 3384 code for a protein of 1127 amino acids.